AUGGUGGAGUUCGCUGUGGGCGACCUGUACGACGCCGUUGCUAGCAGAACCAACGGCGCAGUGAUCAAUCCAACUGCUUUUUACGAGUGCAAGUACUGUCCCAUGUUUCAGGUCUCUGGCACGUCGCUGCGUGAUUCGGAUAGAGGACGUGCGCAUGCUGCAGCUCACCGGAUUGCGUUUGAAGCACUUCUUGAACCUUCUCCAGUGCUCAUAUGUCCAAUCUGUGAUCUCCCUCAAAAAACUAGCGAAGUCGCUUGUGUUUUCGGCUGCAUGUUCAACGAUCUUGAUCUCGUUGAGCACCUCGAACAAGAGCAUGGGGAUACACUGCGGGACGAAAUGGUGUGUGAUUUUUCUGAUCCUCGGUAUCUAUUCACAACUUUUCGAGAGAUACGUUCUUCUCUUGAAAUAGCUCCAUUGUUGCAAGAAAGAAUUUCGGAAGUAAGGACCGAGUCAACUACUGCCGACGAUGACAGCGAUACCAUCGUAUUGAGUGAUGGUGACGCUAAAUCAAAUGCUAGUUCGGAUGAAAUAGAGGAGAAAUGUUCCCUUCAAGUGAACGCAGAAUCUUUACGGAGAGAAGAGGAAACUGCACCAAACGUAGGAAUUUCUGAAGGAUUCGUUAUGGAGAUAAAAGCUUAUCUACCAAAGCCUUCCGAAGUUCUUCUUGGAGAGAAGAAAACUUUCGUUGCUGGCGAGAUGGGCUCUCCUAGGGAUUUCUCGACAUGGACGCAAUGCCAAGCCGUCACCUCCGGUGGAAAUACCUUUACUAGUGAGUGCAACAUUCCUACGUCUAGCACCGUCGAACAUUCACCAAACUUUUCUGAGCCGAGUGUCACGCAGGGAACAUCAAAUAACAUAGGGUUCAAUUUGGGCAAUGAGUGGAAUACCAGUAAGGACCAAGCAACAAUCACGGAUAAAGAAGUAGGCAUCAGUCAGACAUUAAGCCGGUCUCGUGACGUUGUAGUGGAGCAGGAGCCGCGACGCCGUGAGCAAAUGGAUGGUGUGAGUUUCAUCGCAUGUCUCAUCUGUGAAUGGGCACCAAAGACGUUUCAUGAUCCUCGUAAAAUGCGGGAAGAGAUUUCCUUACAUGUUCGAUCACAUAUCCGCGAAGAAGCAAAUAAGCUUCCUGGUCGAACUGAUGCCUCGUUUGCGGAUCAACGCUUGCUGAGCUGUAUGGAUUUCAGUCUUGAAGAGUAUUUUGAAAAAGAGCAUUUGACAGAUCUUAGUGGAACUAUCAACUCCCGCAUCAUGGAGCGAGUUUACAGUGACCUCUUAACGAAGCUUUUCGGAAUCUGUGUUCCCGUAGUAUAUCGGAUUUUGCACGGCAAUAACGGCAAUCCUUUUCGUGCUCCAGAAGCUUUGCGUAAAAAGAGAAAAGCUAGAUCUGGCAGAGUCAGAGGAAAGUAUUCUGGACUUUGGUCCUUUAGAGAUACAUUUAGGAGCAAUUCCAAUUCCACUGAAACUACGGAGAGCAGUGAUGCGGAUAGCAGUGCUCGCGAAAAUGAUGACCUUCCCGGCAUCGCCACUUACAACAUAGAUCAACAUAUCCAAUGUGCACGUGCUGAAUGCGGUCAUUCCUUGCUUACUCCUACAGAUCGAAUGGCCAUAGUGCAUCAUAUUGCUUCUCAUAUACGUCAUGACGAGUCAAGGUUAUUGAGCAGAGCAGGAGCUUCUCCCGUAGUUGCUUGCGAUUGUGGAGCUACGGUAGGAUCACCCAUGGGUUAUGUCUACCACAUAGUUCAUGACCAUGUCUUUGAGCACAGGCAGUUUUCAGAAAUUGCAGCCACAAUAGUAUCUUACCUUACUUUAAUAGUAGAAACCGCUAUUGAAUCUGUGCUUGCUGUCCGUCUAGAUUUUCGAUCAACAAAGUGGACUCUAUGGUGUGCAUAUUUCUGUUUGGAAGAUGAUGAAGGUGAAGAGCAAUUUUUUGCUGACAGCACCGACCUAAACGAACACUGGUUGAAACUGUGGGAAGAUUUCACUGAUGAGUCCAUGAUCGGCAAAAUUAAGUUUUAA
This is a messenger RNA of Strongylus vulgaris, 2016 nucleotides long. The record is from the annotation of a GenBank genome assembly. NCBI's taxonomy places the organism in Eukaryota, Metazoa, Nematoda, Chromadorea, Rhabditida, Strongylidae.